Molecule: messenger RNA, 2351 nt
Organism: Seriola aureovittata
Lineage: Eukaryota; Metazoa; Chordata; Actinopteri; Carangiformes; Carangidae
Gene: susd2
Product: sushi domain containing 2
Exons: 13
Coding region: 36-2288 (750 amino acids)
Source: RefSeq, a predicted model, not a curated record
UUCACGGAUUGUUGCUUUGUUCUCUUAAGAUAAACAUGAGAGUAAACUUGAGACAGACCAUUUUUCUCUGUGGGAUUGUUCUUAUUUGCUCUACUAAAGCAGCUGGUCAAACAUGCAGGGGAAAGUGUGGAGACAUAUUGGAGGAAUGCUCCUGCCAUGCAACCUGUGCGUCUUUGCUGAACUGCUGUGCAGACUACAACCAGUCCUGUAUCCUGGUGACGCCUCACUCCAGCUCCAUGCUCGGUGGAAGAGCUCUCAGGAUCCUCAGUUUGGUCCUUCAUCCUAAUGGGCGACUUCUCUGCAGGUUUAAAGGUGAGAUUGUACGAGAGGGGUUUAUUGAUGCUGAAGGCCACGCCCACUGUAUCUCUCCUUUAUUGUAUGAGACAGGUUGGAUACCAUUUGAUGUCUCGACCGACGGAAUCAAUUUUGACAGAUCUGGAGAGUACUUGUCAGUCCACCCCAGUAAAGCAGACCCUGCUUUCGAAGUCGCCCUCGUGAAUGCAACACAGUGGCAGUACUACCGAACAUCAAACACAGCAGGCCGACUCAAGAUGACGUGGAACAGUUCUUUGAUUGGAGCAGAUAAGGUCAACAUAGAGCUGUGGGGUUACAGAGAGUUCAACGGGAGCACAGAGGCGGGGAUGAAUGGAUCAUCCUCUCUGCGGGCAGAGCUGAGCUACCUGUACUCUCUGGGCAGGGAUCUGGUCAACACUGGUGCCUUCAGCUUCACCCCCGAGUGCUCAAAGGACUACUCUGACUGGGAGUUGGGGAAUAUACGCAUUACUGCCAGUUCUAAGUCAGAUGGAGCAAGUCCUAUGCUUGGAUCAGGACAGAAGUGCUGCUACGACAGCACUGGUGCCCUGGUGCUGACGGGAGACUCGACAGGUGGCAGCACCCCAGACAGGGCUCACGAUUGGGGCUCCCCUCCAUACAGGGAACCACCGCGGGUGCCAGGGUACUCCCACUGGCUUUAUGAUGUCAUGAGUUUCUACUACUGCUGCCUUUGGUCUGACCACUGCCACAUCUACCUCAGCCAGCGGCCUUCCAGCGGAUGUCGCAACUACCAGCCCCCAAAAGCUGGUGUUGUCUUUGGGGAUCCACAUUUCAUAACGUUCGACAGCCUGAGCUACACUUUCAAUGGCAAAGGAGAGUACUACCUUUUGUCUUCGCCAGACAGAGAGCUGAGUGUUCAGGCCAGAACAGAACGGCUGAAACUCAAGAAUAGUACCUUGGCCAGAGCCACAAGGCUGUCAUCAGUGGCUAUGAGGGAGAAGACCUCUGAUGUCAUCGAGGUGCGUCUAGCAGAGGAUCGCCUUCAGGUGCUGAGGAACCAAAAGGUCCUGCCUCUCACCGAGCAGAGAUGGAUGGACCUACACAGAGCGUUUGUUUUCGUCCCCAGUCCUCAGAAUGUGACAGUAAUGUUCCUCUCUGGUGUUGGCGUGGAGGUGCGUGUGCAUGAAGGAGUCAUGGCGGUAACUGUCCUGCUGCCAUCGGAGUUCACCAACCACACCCGGGGUCUCCUUGGUCGGAUGAACUCUGACCCAUCAGAUGACAUAUUGACCAAACAGGGAGAGGUCAUCUCCACAGCUGACGCCACGCCGGAGCAGAUCUUCACCUUUGGAGCUGGCUGGAAUAUUUCAAAGACGUUUUCCCUUUUCACAUACGACUCAAAGUACCUUUUGGAUACUUACGGUUUCCCACAAAGCCACGACGCUGCUUUUGUUCCUGCCUUUUCUCUACCACCUGAGACACCUGAUGACCCUCUGGUGGCAGACAUGUUGACGACGUGCCGAGGAGAUGGGGCACAGUUCUGUAAAUUUGAUACCUUGACCACUCGGAGCCUGGCGGUGGGAAACGCCACACUCAGGGCCUACCAAAACCUCCAGGCCCUAAUGGAAGCCCUUCAGCCAGUGGUUUCUUGUGGUUGGCUUCCCACACCCAGCAAUGGGAAGAAGAAUGGGACAAAUUACCUAAAGGGGGACGCUCUGAGCUUCUCCUGCAGUGACGGCUACAUACUGUACGGUUCAACACAGCGCACCUGUCUGGAUGAUGGGACCUGGACAGGAGAGCAACCCUACUGUAUAACAGAAGAUAAAGUGGGGUUUGUACUCGGCGCUGUUGGUUCCCUCUCAGCACUGGUCACGAUGGGAGUAAUGAUCAAACUGCACAACAGGAAACAAGACAGAUUUGUCAGCGUGUCUCCAGAUCUCUGCAACUACCUGGAGAAAAACCUCAGCAAUGUUACAAUAAACAUUCCAGAGGGUGUCACCCACCCGGAGCCUAAUUAGAGACCUAGGAGGCCGAGCAGAAGACGGAUGACAGCUGUGUGUGUCAGCGGAGGAGUCGGGGCU